Molecule: messenger RNA, 957 nt
Organism: Culicoides brevitarsis
Lineage: Eukaryota; Metazoa; Arthropoda; Insecta; Diptera; Ceratopogonidae
Product: lactosylceramide 4-alpha-galactosyltransferase-like
Exons: 1
Coding region: 1-957 (318 amino acids)
Biological process (GO): glycosphingolipid biosynthetic process
Molecular function (GO): alpha-1,4-N-acetylgalactosaminyltransferase activity
Source: RefSeq, a predicted model, not a curated record
AUGGAUUUCCAUACUAUUCAACAUCAAAACCAAACAGUUGUACAAAAUAAAAGUCCGUAUCAGCAAACUGUUUUAUCGACCGAUCCACCGAUUGAAAACAAAACAAUUUUCUUUAUACAUGUCCAGAGGCCAAAGGACAAAACUUUGAAUCUAAUUGCCAGAUCAGCUUGUGCCAUCGAAAGUGCUGCGAAGAACAAUCCGGAUUUUAAUGUGACUUUGGUCUGUUUCAACGUCAUGGAUUUAGCUGAAAACAAUUCCUUUGUCAAAGCACUGAAGGAAUAUCCAAAUAUACAAUUUCACAAAACAACUUUGGAAAACAUCACAAAGGAUUCAAUUGCGGAGCCAUGGAUCUCGAAAGGUCUUAUACAAAAAGGAAAAUAUCUGAGUUGGCAUACGAGUGACUUUGCGCGCCUUUUUAUGCUUUACAAAUAUGGCGGCAUUUAUUUAGAUACGGAUUUCAUAGUUCUCAAAAGUUUGGCGGAUCUGAAACCUGGAUGGACUGUUGCUGAAAGUCGGUAUUGGGUUGCAAGUGCAGCUAUGAGUUUCCAUUCAACCGGAUACGGGCAUUAUUUGGCUGAGAUGCUUGUGAGAGAGUUCAUGAAUUCCUACAAUGGAUCCGUUUACUCGUAUAAUGGACCACAAUUGUUAACUCGAGUUCUUCAAAAAGUUUGUUUCACAAAAGAUACGAAGAUGAUGAAACGUGGACCGUGUUACGACUUUGAAGUUUUGGCUCGGGAAACUUUUUAUCCUAUUGGUUUUUAUGAGAAAGACUUAUUUUUUAAUCCAAGCAAUUUGACUCAAGCUUUGGAAAAGGUUAAAGAUUCUUAUGCCGUUCAUUGUUGGCAUGGUGGAUAUCUUGGGGGAGUUCACUUGAAAGUUGGAACUCAAGCAGCUAUUGGAGUGCUGGCGGAAAAGCAUUGUCCGAAAGUUUAUGCUGCAGUUGAAGAACUUUUUUAG